AUGGCGCGGCGUGGAGGUGUCGAGCUGACUUCCACGCCGGAAGAAGCCGUGGAUCACUUGAGCAGGAGUAUCUAUUCGCCCGACCGUUUCGCUGGCUCACAAAAUGGAGAAGAACGCAAGCCUAUGAUCGACUUGGAUCCUCUCGGUGAGGGUGAGUCGGGUCGGGGCAUCGAUUCUGCGGCGCCAGUCAAAGGCAACCUGAAUGAGUACGAGUCGAUAGCAGCCCCGGCGCCAUUGCCGCCUCCUCCUCCCCCGGCUCCAUUUCCGCAUCGGCUGGCUACGUCUUCACCGUCGUCCCUGGCGUCCUCGGCUUCGCUGUCGUCGUCAUCUUCAUCAUCCCGCUGCCUCGGUAGUUUACGAAUCAGAGUGGAAUCCACCAGGUAUUAUCCUGAAAGCGAAUUUUGUCUAGUCGCUCCGUUUUGUAUCGAUCCUCGCUCGGCAUCCGUGGUUCGCGUGCUGAGAAUAAUGGCCGUAGCCGAGAGGGGGUUUGAGGUCCGGCCGGUUAUUUCUGACGAUCGAGCGUCGAUUCCCUGGCGCGAGGAAACGAGACGUGGAAGAGUCGUGAUUGAAUAUUCAGUUUUGAGGGUCGGGUGGUCGCAGAGAUCCUCUUCGAGACCUUUGAAUAAAGUGCACCCUACGCUUUCCCGCAGUGCGAUAGAAGCGAAAAAUGGAACGGAAACGCAUUCAGAGAGCGAAUCCGGUGGGAGAGACGUACGGAGGACAAAAUCAUUGCCGCCUGAUAGCUUCGACGUCGAACCGAGAGACCCCGGUGCGACGAGUAUUAGCCCCGGAUCUUCCCAUGGAACUGUGAAUAUUCCUGAUCAGCGUGAUUUGUCAACGCCGGUCUGGGUGCCUCGCGGGAACGGACCUGACAAGCCGACUUCGGAAGCCGUUCCGCUUCUGAACGAAACUAAUGUGGAUGAAGACCACGAUGAGUGCGUGAACUCCCGGUGGUUUAGUCGAUACGCAGCGACUCAAAAGCGAAGAAUUCAGACUGCUCGAUGUCAGCGUUGCGCCUUGGUGCUUGAAAGAGCUGCUUGCGAGGGCAGCAAGGCCCGGGCCGUGUCAAUCCAUAAUUCAGUACCGAUCCGGGCAGUUGAACAUACGCGGAAGUGGCGAACUGGGACGCAGCGUUGGGAAUCGCCGCUAUCAUCGCGACCCCGUCCGCGGAUGGAUGAGCCCGUUGAAUUUUUCACCGGUUCUCGCGGUGUCCGCAAGGAAAAUCGAUCCCGUGCGACUCCGAUGGGUGCUUGA
Notodromas monacha is the source of this 1254-nucleotide messenger RNA. The record is from the annotation of a GenBank genome assembly. Lineage: Eukaryota; Metazoa; Arthropoda; Ostracoda; Podocopida; Cyprididae.